GCGACUGCGUGCAGUUGUAGCGGACCAGUCACAGACGGACAGACAGACAAACAGACAGACUCCCCGCAGGGAUCCCCACGGUCUCACACGCACACGCUUACACACGACUGUGAACUGUUCCGAUGGCUUCCAGAGAGGACUAACUUGGUGAAGGCUGCCGCAACCAUUUAGUCAUCCAGAAAGUCUCCGGGGCGCUCUCCACAUUACAAUGGAGCAAGAAUUUGAAGACAUUAAUUUUUCCGGGGGAUGGCAAAACAUUUACAACGAAAUCCGUAACCAAGCCAGCGAAUAUCCCUACAAUGUGGCAAAACUUCCUCUGAAUCGCAAUUUGAAUCGCUACAGGGAUGUUAGUCCAUACGAUCACAGCCGGGUAAAACUUGCAAGCUCUGAAAAUGACUACAUCAAUGCAAGUUUAGUCGCCGUGGACGAAGCCCGUCGAGCUUAUAUUCUUUCUCAGGGGCCUUUAAGAAACACUUGUGGUCACUUCUGGCUGAUGAUUUGGGAGCAGUGUUCCAAAGCUGUUAUCAUGCUGAACAGAAUCAUCGAAAAGGGAUCUGAAAAGUGUGCACAAUACUGGCCGACUACAGAGGAACUCCAAAUGUCUUUCACUGACACGGGUUUUGUUGUCAGGCUGAUUUCAGAGGAGGACCAUUCCUAUUUCACAAUCCGAGUGCUAAAAUUACAAAACACAAAGACAGAGGAGUGGAGAUCCAUUUAUCACUUUCACUACACCGCAUGGCCGGAUUUUGGUGUUCCAGAAUCGCCUGCCUCCUUCCUCAACUUCCUUUUCAAAGUUCGGGAGUCUGGUUCACUGGGAACGGAGCACGGGCCCUCAGUUGUGCACUGCAGUGCUGGGAUUGGGCGAUCCGGGACCUUUGCCUUGGUGGACACCUGCCUGGUCUUGAUGGAUCGGAGGAAUAAUCCGUCCUCUGUGGACAUACAGAAGGUCCUUCUGGACAUGAGGGAAUACCGCAUGGGCCUGAUCCAGACUGCUGACCAACUGCGCUUUUCCUACAUGGCCGUCAUCGAGGGAGCCAAACUCCUUGGGACCAACGGUUCAGCACAGGUCCAAUCGGAACUGAUUUCCAGAGGUGACCUGGAGACAGACAUGGCUCCACCUAACCCUCCACCUCGACCUCACUUAAACAACAGCAGACCUUGUCUGGAGUCCCAGCUCCCCUCAAAAGACAGCAUGCCCCUGCUUGUGGAGAAGCCUCAGUACCAAGGCGACGGCGAGGCAGACAUCGCUGGACUUGUGAAGAGGCGACACCGUGAAGAGAGGAUUGCCAGCACCACACAGAAGGUCCAGCAAAUGAAACAGAGACUGAGCGACUCGGAGAGAAAAAAAGAAAAGUGGCAGUAUUGGAGACCCAUUCUGCUUAAUGUCGGCGCUGGUGCCGCGUUGGCUUUUGGUCUGCUGGUGUGCUGGAUGUACUCCCAGUGAGCAUCUCACAGUCACUUUGAACUGACUCUUAUUUUGCACCAGUACCUGAGAUUAGGUACUUCUCAAAGUAGAUUUAGAGGGUAUUUAUUUCUUAAGGUCACAAUGCAGGAGCGCCAGAUCAAAUGACUGUGUAUAUUUUUAAUAGAUCUGAACAAAAUUAGUUACAUCUCAGGAUCUUGGUGCCAGCAUGACGAUUUCCUUUUCUUAUUGUCUCUGAAUGUACUGUAUCAUUUCAUGGAAAAUUUAGAUGAAAGGUGCAGUGCAAAAGAUUUUUUUUUUUAUUUACAAUGGUCAUGUUUGUAAUCCAUACUCGUUCACAUCUUUACAUUUAGAAAUUCAUACUUUUCAGGAAUUUGAUACGCGAGUGUUGGAGUUUCUUCUCACUCCACCAUCACGCGUUGAGUUUCAUUCAUGCAUUUAAUAUGUCUGAAAUGCAGCACUUGUUCUUCCAUUCACAUUCAGCAGGGCAUCCCAAAAUAGAUUAACUAUAUAUUUUUAGACUGGACACUUAGAAAGAGCUGCCUUGCUUUUGUUUCACCUCGGAAAAAAAAAAGUUAUUUUCUUUCAUUUUAUGGGUGAAUGUUUAGCUUUCAUGUCGUUUGUUUGGAACCGACAUAUGGUUGGGGUCCUUCACCUCAUGGUGCACCUAUUGACCCACUGGAUGGGCUCGUUUUUGUGUCAUUACAGGUUAUCCCGCUGUUGCUCUUCAAAGAAACCAAAGCAAACUUGGUCAUUUUCUCCAUCUUUUUUUUUGUACCCCUGUUAGGUAGAAUGUAUAUUCUGUUGGAUCUGUGACACAACUGACUCUGAUUACUUGUUGCACCUUGGUGUUGCAUGUAACUAACCGUACUGGUUUGCAAUUAACUGGGACCAAGCUUAUAUUAGGUGGAAGUGCACAGCGGAUUCAUUUUCCUCUGUGAGCAAAUGUAAAUGUCUGUGUUUGCUGUUUGAGGAUGUGCCUUUGUGUGAUUUUAAAUGGAACAAAUGUGUGCUACCAGGUUUCCUGUAAUCUCAAGAUUUGAAUUUGUGUGAGCUUUUAUUUCCCUGGACAAAAAAAACAAAAAAAAAA
This is a messenger RNA of Syngnathus acus (greater pipefish), 2513 nucleotides long. RefSeq names its product protein tyrosine phosphatase non-receptor type 2a (gene ptpn2a). The transcript is spliced from 9 exons. The record is from RefSeq and is a predicted model, not a curated record. Gene Ontology annotation, molecular function: protein tyrosine phosphatase activity. Gene Ontology annotation, biological process: protein dephosphorylation. Bases 209 to 1444 code for a protein of 411 amino acids. Lineage: Eukaryota; Metazoa; Chordata; Actinopteri; Syngnathiformes; Syngnathidae.